UGAGGUCCUGUGAACCCCUCUUGGAGCGGACCUGUGCUCAUUCCAUGAACUGCUUCGAUUCUGUUGUCGCGAGCGCAGUGGGUGAUGAUUUACCUCAGGGUUCUUCAUUUCUUUAUUUCUCCUUCAGUCAUGUUGACUUUUUUAGUUGCAUUUGUCGGUUGAGAUUUGUUGAUGGAAUAUAAACCAAAACUACAUAAGAAGAUAAGGGGAAAAGGAGAAGAAUAAAGCAGGGACGAGAUUAUUUACAAAUACAGUGUCUAUGCAGAAUAUAUUCGGGAACUGGCAUGUGGGCCUAGUGAGGAUGUAGGUAAAGCAAGAAGCACAAAAAGCUUUCUAAAUCAGUUUUAGAUUGGAAUAUUUGUGGUGAACUUUGUGAUUCCAGUGCUGAUUUCUUGGUUGGUCACAGGCGGACGUUGUUGUCACAGACACGAUGGCUUUUCCUGGGAGGAAAAUAUAUAUAUAUCAUGAUUUAAGCAUCAGGGAUAAAAGUCCCGCUUCGCUGUGAACUCCUAAAAGCAAAAGUAUCAAUAGAUUCUUUUUCUCACUCACUAUUUUCCAGUGAAUGAUAUGAAUGAGAAAUUCAACAUAGGAUUAGGAUUAGACAGCAGACAGUGGACGUGACUCAGCCAGGGAGUGAACUGAGAGAUGGUCUACAAGGCGGUGGUGAUGGUGUUAUUGCUAUGAAAGUAGAAGCUGUGGAAGCUGAUGUGUUUGAGCCGUGCGUACAGAUGAGGAGGGAGGUGUUCAAGGCCAAACACAGACAGACUGGCAAGAAAGUAGCGCUGAAGAAGGUGCUCAUGGAAAAUGAGAAAGAAGGGUUUCCCAUCACAGCACUGAGGGAAAUCAAGAUCCUGCAGCUGCUAAAGCACGAGAACGUCGUAAAUCUGAUCGAGAUCUGUCGAACAAAAGCCACCCAGUUUAACCGUUACAAGGGCAGCAUAUACCUGGUGUUUGAUUUCUGUGAGCACGAUCUGGCUGGCCUACUAAGCAACGCCAAUGUUAAGUUCACGCUGUCGGAGAUUAAAAAGGUCAUGCAGAUGCUGCUGAAUGGACUCUACUACAUCCACAGAAACAAGAUCCUGCACAGAGACAUGAAAGCAGCAAACGUGCUCAUCACAAGGGAUGGAGUGCUGAAACUGGCUGAUUUUGGCCUGGCAAGAGCCUUCAGCCUGGCAAAGAACAGCCAGGGCAAUCGCUACACCAACCGAGUAGUGACCCUGUGGUACCGACCUCCAGAGCUCCUGCUGGGAGAGCGUGAUUACGGGCCACCCAUCGAUCUGUGGGGUGCAGGGUGUAUCAUGGCGGAAAUGUGGACGAGGAGCCCCAUCAUGCAGGGAAACACAGAACAGCACCAACUCACUCUGAUCAGCCAGCUGUGUGGAUCCAUUACUGCGGAAGUGUGGCCCGGUGUGGAUAAAAAAUAUGAGUUGUACCAGAAGAUGGAGUUACCCAAAGGACAGAAGCGAAAGGUAAAAGAGCGUCUGAAGGCGUAUGUUAAAGAUCCAUACGCUCUGGAUCUGAUCGAUAAGCUGCUGGUGCUGGACCCAGCGCAGCGUGUGGACAGUGACGACGCUCUCAACCACGACUUCUUCUGGUCUGAUCCCAUGCCCUCUGACCUCAAACACAUGCUCUCCACACACAACACGUCCAUGUUUGAAUACCUGGCCCCCCCGCGGCGCCGUGGUCACAUGCCCCAACAGCCAGCCAAUCAGAACCGCAACCCAGCUACAGCCAGCCAGUCUGAGUUCGAUCGUGUUUUCUGAUUUCGCCGAUGUCACAGACUUUAUUUCUCACUCAUAAUUUAGUAAGGGGAACAAGAUUUAUGGGCUCAAACUGAGAUGAGCAAAGUGCAUUUAAUUCAACUAUCAUGUUCAUUUUGCAUCAUUUUGGACUUGUGGAAUGAAACACUGCUCAGAGGUCAAGGUUCACCGUGUGUGUUGGCUGAAGUGGGAGCAGUUCACUGGGAAAUGAUUUGCAUGUUAAGUCAGAAAAGAUAAAAACAUAAAAAAAGAUUACACGGUCUACGUUUGAGACGGUAUGUCUUGCACGCUUCUGUUUAAGUUCCAGUUUUCCUGUAUUCUGACUUGGGCAGAACUUUGUAUUAUUUUAGCUGAAUGUUAUGUUUAGAAUUUCUGUAGUUAUUUAUCGUAUGGUUUGCACCCUCUGUAUGUUCAUGUUUAUUACUUUUGUAAAAAUCGACAGUGUUUUUGGUUUUUGAGGUACUCGACUGGAAACACCAAUAAACCUCUAACCUUUUA
This is a messenger RNA of Ictalurus punctatus (channel catfish), 2258 nucleotides long. Its product is annotated as cyclin-dependent kinase 9. Lineage: Eukaryota; Metazoa; Chordata; Actinopteri; Siluriformes; Ictaluridae. Bases 681 to 1763 code for a protein of 360 amino acids. Gene Ontology annotation, molecular function: cyclin-dependent protein serine/threonine kinase activity; ATP binding. The record is from RefSeq and is a predicted model, not a curated record. Gene Ontology annotation, biological process: protein phosphorylation. Gene Ontology annotation, cellular component: nucleus. The transcript has 7 exons.